Gryllus bimaculatus (two-spotted cricket) is the source of this 393-nucleotide messenger RNA. The record is from the annotation of a GenBank genome assembly. NCBI's taxonomy places the organism in Eukaryota, Metazoa, Arthropoda, Insecta, Orthoptera, Gryllidae.
AUGAAAUUAAGAUUUCUCCUCACAUACACACACACCUUUAACAUUGUAAAUUCAUUAUCAAAUGCUUCAGUCGCACCACAAAAGUUGGGAGGAUUAAAUUGUAUUAAAAUAUAUUCAAACCUUUGGAAGAAGGAAACCUCGCACAUCAAACAAAACUUAUCAGAAUAUAAUAAUUUUAUCUAUGAAAACAUUUGGGAUAUAAACUCUGUUCAAGAAUGUAAAACAUUUUCAUUUUGUAUUUUUUCUAAAUUGAAUUCAUUAUGUAAUGGAGAAUUUGGUAUAAAUUUUAGACUUCUGUUGACCAUUCAUUCCCUGUAUUACAAUUUAUUUAUGGUAUAUAAGACAUGUUACUUUCGUUUUUUUGUUUCAUUAUCAAAAUAUUAUUUAAAGUAA